Molecule: messenger RNA, 3687 nt
Organism: Ostrinia furnacalis (Asian corn borer)
Lineage: Eukaryota; Metazoa; Arthropoda; Insecta; Lepidoptera; Crambidae
Gene: Bm-re
Product: major facilitator superfamily domain-containing protein 12-like
Exons: 10
Coding region: 156-1634 (492 amino acids)
Biological process (GO): carbohydrate transport
Cellular component (GO): plasma membrane
Molecular function (GO): symporter activity
Source: RefSeq, a predicted model, not a curated record
GAGGCCUGCCGGCAUACGACACGCGUUUCCGUAUAGUUCCUAAAUUAUGCGUUAUGUAGUAAGUCUUAGUCAUGGAUAAGUAAUUUUUUUUUAAUCACACGAGGAGUAACUAUCCAUUGAAAUUGGUUUUGUGAUUCAAAUAUUUUGGGGCCAAAAUGAGUGCGUCUUACGGUGCCACAGAAAACCUGGUGGAGAAGGAUAUUCAAACGGACGUGGGAACUCUUCAAAGCGAGCCUUACAGGCGAAGGCGAUGGCUGGUCAGUCAAAACGUCAUAUUCGGUAUAGGCCAUGUCUACAACGAUCUCUGUGCGGCCAUGUGGUUCUCCUACAUGAUGCUAUUCUUCCAAGCGGUGCUCGAAAUGCGAGCUGCGGUCGCCGGCGCCAUGCUGCUUCUAGGUCAGGUCGUUGAUGCAUUAGCGACGCCGGCUGUGGGUAUACUUGCAGAUAAAUAUGGCACAAAGAAAUCCUGGCAUUUGACAGGAUCGAUCCUAGUGAGCUGCACCUUUCCCCUUCUCUUCAUACGAUGUUGGGGCUGCUGGAUGAAGGCAGACGACAGCUACCUGUCCUGGUGGAUGCCGUUCUACUACGCAACCCUCAUCGCCUUCUUCCAAAUAGGAUGGGCUAUCGUCCAGAUCUCGCAUUUGGCCAUGAUACCAGCUAUAACUGAUAAUCUGCAAGUCAGGUCGGAGCUGACCUCGAUAAGGUACAUGGCCUCAGUGAUAUCCAGCCUGCUGGUCUACCUCAUCACGUGGGUGGUGUUGAGAGCAACCAAUUACAGCACAUUCAUUGGUCCCACAGACGACUACAAGUUCAGAGAUGUGUCAUUAAUAAUUUCAAGCAUCGGAAUUGCGGCAUUCACCUUUUUCCACUUGCUAUUCAAAUUGAGAGGUAACAAGGAGUCUAAGACGAAUGGCCACGCCACCAAUGGGACCACCACGCUAAUGACAGCAGCUGAAGAAGACACUGCAACGGCUGGGAAGAGUAAAAUUAUGCACUUUCUACAAAUGCCGUUGUUGUACCAGACUAGUUUGCUAUACGUCUUUUCCAGGCUGUACUGGGCCCUCAGCUUGGUAUACGUCCCCCUGUUCCUAGAAGAACGAUUGUCCGUCAACCCCACUCAGGGGUCAGAACUGAUCGCAAGCGUUCCUCUAGUCCUGUACAUCUCUUCUUUUUUCUUCUCCCUCCUUCUCAAGAGCAAGAUUAGCAGUUGCGGCAAUCAGAUAGCCUAUUUAAUUGGAAGUUCCCUGAGCCUGAUCAGUUGCCUUUGGAUAGCAUUGGCUAUCGACCCAGAAGCCAACAUUGUGCAAAUAUAUUUAGUCGCCACACUUAUUGGUGCUGGUAGUUCCAUAACACUAGUAUCAAGCCUAUGUGUCACCGCUGACUUGAUCGGACCUCAUUCACACCAAGGAGCUGCCAUCUACUCAAUAGUGACCUUUGCAGAUAAGCUGGUUACUGGCAUAGCCGUCGUCGCUAUUGAAAACUACAAAUGUAAUAAUGUGGAGGAUUGCCCGCAGUAUUACAGAGGGGUGCUAACCUACGCCUGCGGCGGCAGCGCCGCUCUUGGCAUCAUUUGCUUGUCAAUCACAAAACUAACAAACCGGCGAAAACAUGGUCAAUCAAACAAUAAAGUAUGAUAUGAAUUUAGCAUUUACAUCAUUGUAUUGACUGUUUACAUCUUAUUUUCUGGUAUACCCCUCAGUUAUCCCAAUGAAAUCGCAAAGAAGGGCAAGGAUUAAUAACUCUCAUAAAAAUUUUAAGUCGCUUUUAAUUGGAUAAACAUUAAAAACAUGAAUAAAUGGUUCAUACUCAAAUCCUUCAACGUCGUGUGACAAAAAUAUUUGGCACAAUUUAAUAUCCAAGUGAUGCAUAUUCAUAGAAGAUUUUGCGUUAUUAAAAACACUAAUCAUUCUCUUUUUGGUUGCGGUACUCAUACAUGCUUGUAAACAGAUGCUAUAUAAAUUUUUACAAUUUCUAAUUAGGGUGCUUGGAUCUGCCAAAUUCGUAGUUUCCGAUGAACGAUCGAGCACGUGAAUAUUUUCCAAUGUUUUACAUUGACUAAGAGAUUGGAAAAAUGUAUUAUAAUCAAACCUCCUAUCAGUCAAGCGCAGGUUCUUCAACGUUUUGCUCAAUGGUACCGAUCGGGAUAUAGACGACACGCACGGCGAUACAGAUGACGCUACAAUAUCUAACGUUUCAAGAUUUGCACAGCAUCUAAACAGAACAUUGAAGAACUCAACACUGUAUCGCACAGUACCAGCUAAACUUAAAAACGUUAGUUUUGACAAAAAAUCACAACUUGGUGUUAAAGUAAUAGGGGUAACAUAGUUCAAAAGAAAUGAAACAGUCAAUUGAACCUUAUUUUUACUUUUCAAAGGCUCAUCCAAAUUAAGUAUAAAAUUCGGGAUACCGAUCCUCUUUUUUUUAAAUUCGUAGGGUUCCUCUACAAUGAAAUCACCUAUCGGCGGUACUGUAGGAGUAGUAUAAUACCAAUUAAAGUUAUCUGGUACAGGGUUCUUACUGCCAUAUUCGAAAUAUACUGGAAAACAGUCUUUCAGCCUAUGAAAUAAGUUCGAGAAAAAUGUAUUGUUAAAACAAGUAUCUUCUUUUUUAAAUAUUAAUACAGCCAUGUUUCCAGUGAGUUGAUUAUUAUACUGAGGCAUACCUCUUAUCUUGAUAUUAAACUUUUCUUUAAAAAACUCUUCAAAUACAGGAGUAGCAUACACUAUUACAUCAUCUAAAGUUAUUCUGUUAUACAUUAUUAUAAAUUCAUAGUGUUCUUUAAUUAACAUAUUGAACAUGGACAUGCCAUAAUAAGGUCCAUAACUUAGUUCUAAGUUCAUGAAAUAAACAAAAAAUUGUUUGAAUUUAAUAAUUCCAUCAAAUUCUCCAUCACAUUCUACAUAGCCAGUCGGCUCAUUUAUUAUGGUACAUUUUAAAGUAUUCAAAUUGGCUUUUUGCAAAAAAUAUCCCGGUACAUUUGUAUACAACAAAUUAACGGCAUUGCCAAUUAAAUGCAAAUUUUCCAUUUUUUCAAAUACAUCUUGACCUCUCAGUACCUGACUUUCUGAAAAUGUAACUUUACCUUUUUCAAAACUAUAAUUGAUACAUAAACUAUUGAUGGUAGGACAAGCAUCAUGCAUGUCAAAAAAGUCUAAGAAUUUAAUUUCUGUAUAAGAGACAUCAAGGGAUUUUAAAUUUUUCAUCCUCUUUAAGACUGGUAUGAUAUUAGUUUUACGCAAAUCUUUAACACUACAUAAAUUCAAAACUUGUAAGUGGUGGGCCGCAUCCUUAAAGAGAUUACAUUUGAAAGUUUGUACAGUUGCCAAACAACUUAGCGACAUGUGCCAUUCCUUUAUUGCACAAGGUAGUGUCAGAACUUUUCUCAAAAUAUCAUCUGAGGCGUCAUAUAACUUAAUUAAAGAUAUCAAAUCUAAUUGCCUUAAAAUUAUGAGAAUCACUUCUUCUGGUAAAUCACUAAUAAUCAUUUUGAAAGCUUAACUAUAAAAGUUAUAAAUAAAUCACAAAAUUCCUGCACCAUACAGUACAGUACUCCUAUGAGUUGGUAACUUAUGUGUGUAAUAGGAAAUUAAUUCACCAACCCAUUGCCGAUUUGCUUCUUAGUGAAAUGUCAGUGGUACAUGGGUUUUCAAAUCCAGUUUCCUCCUUUACACUAUUCUGUAACAAAAA